Messenger RNA from Aphanomyces invadans, 1294 nucleotides. RefSeq lists its product as hypothetical. The transcript is spliced from 2 exons. Gene Ontology annotation, molecular function: metal ion binding; 1-phosphatidylinositol-3-phosphate 5-kinase activity. Lineage: Eukaryota; Oomycota; Saprolegniomycetes; Saprolegniales; Verrucalvaceae. Gene Ontology annotation, biological process: phosphatidylinositol phosphate biosynthetic process. Bases 377 to 1075 code for a protein of 232 amino acids. The record is from RefSeq and is a predicted model, not a curated record. Gene Ontology annotation, cellular component: endosome membrane.
GUGGACAGGAGCAAGCUUACCGCCCCGCCGUCGGGUUGUUGCCGCCGCCAGGUGGAUCACGAGCUUGCGUCGUCGCGAAGUAUACAAGCGCUGCCAUUGUAAGCCGCAUCUCAUCGCCACGGUGUGCCUGUGCGGCGAGAGCACGGUGCCUGUUGGAUGAUCUGUGGGGCUCGCGCACUUCUUGGGUAACAUGGACGUGGAUUCGUUUCAGAGUAAAUCCUUGAAAAGGCAAGAGUCGCACGCCGUAUCAAGCCAGCACAGGAGGUUGGCGACGUGAGCGCCAGGAACGCAAGUCCGACGACACACACGUCAUGCAGCUCACUUGACAAUCUCCGUCGAGCCAGGUCGCGUCGUCGUCGAGGACGCCGGACACGCCAUGGCUCUCUUGACUACGUCGCAGUCUCCCCGCCGCCCACGCAACCACAAACAACACUGGACGACCACCGAACCAGACCAGAACGUCAUCUUGCCCCGCCACCUGUGGGUCUCGAACAAGCACCGAUCAAGCUGCGUGUGGUGUGUGAAGCCGUUCAGCUUGUUCCGGCAUCGCCAUCACUGCCGCUUGUGUGGCGACUUGUUUUGCAAAGACUGCGUCGUCGUUUGCAAAACCCGACAGGCAAGUGUCAAAGUGUGCCGGUCGUGCAUGCCGUCGAUCGAUGCCGCGCCGCCGCCGCCGCGGCGGCGCACCACCCUUGAAAACGUCAAGCUCCUGGACACGGCCCGAUGCCUCGAGUUGAGCAGCUCCACAGCAGCUUCGCCGAAACCUUGUUUUCCCAACACAGCCACGUCGUCGACAUGCUCGUUGCCGAAUUCACCGUCCGCGUCCGAGCUCGGCAUGGCUGUCUUGCCGUCCCCCAGCAUGGUUGCCACACUCGCGCAUCUCCUCCAGGAAACGGCCGACACGCACGUGACGCUCGCGGCGCACACGUCCAACGCGACCCAAGCGAUCUCUGCGCACGAUGCUCAGAUCGACAGACUCAACCGAGCGAUCGCGCGAAUCGAAGCCAAACUGUGGCACGAGUGCGCGGACCCACAGGACGUCGACGCCCUCGUCGCAAGACGUGCAGCCCCUUAGCGCUCACGAUCCGCGUGAAGCUCCUCCCGUGCAUGUAGAGCUGGUAUUUGAGACGGAAUACAUGUCAGUCUUGUGCAAUGCGCACCACCCCCUUCAACAAUAUCCGUCCACGAUGGCCGAUUGCAUCCUUGCAGAGCCAUGCAACCGUCGACGUGCAGCGGACCACGCAACGAGCGCAUAUCAGCCGAUGAUGCACCCACUAACCAGCGCCAUGGCCGC